GAAACACUCAAAACUCAUCUGAACACACAUCGAGAGCUUCAGAAGAACUGAAUCUACUGACAACAGAGAAGAUCAUUUAAUAAGAGAGAAGAAUGAAGAUCAUCUUGACUUUCACUCUGCUGAUGAUUCCUGAGGAAGUGGGCGUCUCCGUCACAUUCAGCACUUCAUGUUAAACAUGUAACCAGGAAAGAAACACUCAAAACUCAUCUGAACACACAUCGAGAGCUUCAGAAGAACUGAAUCUACUGACAACAGAGAAGAUCAUUUAAUAAGAGAGAAGAAUGAAGAUCAUCUUGACUUUCACUCUGCUGAUGAUUCCUGGAGUCGUGAGCUCCAUCAGUGUGACGGGAUAUUCAGGAGGAGGAGUCACGAUCAAAUGCAAAUAUGAUGAAGGAUAUACAGCAAAUAAAAAGUAUUUUUGUAAAGGACAGUGGACAUCAACAUGCUCUGACCUCAUCAAGACUGAUAUUAAAGAUAAAUGGGUUCAUUCUGGAAGAUUCUCUCUGCAUGACAACACAAGAUCAGAAGUCCUGGAAGUGGAAAUCAAAAAUUUGAGUGAAUGGGAUUCUGGGACGUACCACUGUGCAGUUGAUAUCUCUUUCGCUGAUGAUUUCUACACUGAAGUGAAUCUGGAGGUUAUAAGAGAUCAACAAAUCAGGAGCGUGAGAGGAUAUUCAGGAGGAAACGUCAUUAUAAACUACAAAUAUGAAAAGAAACUCAAGGAUCCUUUGAUAGACAUCUGUAACACUGCAACAUAUCAAUGUUUUGCUGUAACAAUCACUAGCAGAGCAGCAGAAUGGAAACAGGACGGACGAUUCUCUGUUCAGGAUGACAGAUCUGCAGGUCUCUUACGUGUGUUUAUCAGAGAUCUGAAUGAGAACGACUCUGGAGAAUAUAAGAUUACAGUCAAAGUUUCUGAAGAAUACAGUUUCUUCUCUGAGUUUAAUCUGGACAUCAGAGACGAUGAUUGUUGUGUGAAGAGCAUCAGUCUAUCAGCUGCUGCAGGAGGAUCUGUGAACAUCAGCUGCAAAUACCCACAAUCCCACAUUAGUGAUGUGAAGUUUCUCUGCUGGAGAUCUGGAGCUGAUCUCUGUGCUGAAGAGACGUCUGUGAAGGAGAGCAGAAGAUGGAGUCCUGAGGGAAAGAUCCAGCUGUAUGAUGACAGAGAAGAGCAGCUCCUGACGGGAAGCAUCAGUCAUGUGACUGAACAAGAUUCAGAAUACUGGUGUGGAGUUCAGUCUGAUCAAGGACACAAGAGCUUCAUCACACGAGUCCUGAUCAAUGUUACAGAAACAUCAUCAUCACCACCAACAUCAUCAUCAUCAUCAUCAUCAAGAACAUUGUCACCAACAUCAUCAUCAUCAACAUCAUUAAGAACAUCAUCAUCAUCAAGAACAUCAUCAACACCAUCGUCAUCUGCUUCUUCUUUCUCAUCAGACAGAUCUUCACCGUUCACAGGCUUGAUCGUUCCUCUGGUUCUGGUUCUUCUGGUUCUGAUCAUCGCUGGACUCUUAUUACUGUUUCUCUGUAAGAAGCAUCAGUCUCGAGGCAGUGAUUCAUCAUCUCAGACUGGACCAGGAAAACAUGAAGUGGUUUCUCACACUGGUUGUGAUUAUGACGAGAUUAAAGACACUCACAAACAAUUACCCACAAACCCCUCUGAUUCAUCUAACUGUGUUUACGCUACAGUUGAGAAAGCCUCUGGUGACUCUCAGUGCCGCAUCUCAUCUGCUGAGGAUCUGAAUUACGCAGUGGUGAAUUUCCACAAGAGAUCAGACUGUCCUGACAGUGUCAGUGUCAGGAAUAAUCAGGAUUACAGUGAAUACGCUGCUGUCAAUCAUCUCACUGCUUGAAGAGCCACAGAAGAAGAUUUAAACGAGCUGAAUGUUUUUAUCACCUUGUCUUUGGCAUUAAAGGUGCCCUAGAACUAGUUUUAACAAGAUGUAAUAUAAGUCUAAGGUGUCCCCUGAAUGUGUCUGUGAAGUUUCAGCUCAAAAUACCCCAUAGAUUUUUUUUAUUAAUUUUUUUAACAGCCUAUUUUCAGCCAUAAUUACAUAUGCACCGAUUUAGCGCGCGGCCCCUUUAAAUCUGGCGCUCCCCCGUCCACGAGCUCUCGACUGCCUUAAACAGCAUUUAAACAAAGUUCACACAGCUAAUAUAACCCUCAAAAUUGAUCUUUACAAAGUGUUUGUCAUUCAUGCUGCAUGCAUGCAUCGAUUCCUGUAAGUAUAGUAUUUAUUUGGAUGUUUACAUUUGAUUCUGAACGAGUUUGAGGCUAUGCUCAGUAGGGGUGUAAGAAAAUAUCGAUACAUGUGAAUAUCGUGAUAUUAUGUUUGGCGAUACUGUAUCGGUUCUCAAAAACACUGUAUCGAUAUUUAUAUAUUUAUUUAUUUACAUCCAGGAUUCGUGGCUUUGUGUUCGGUUUAAACCACAGACUGUAUAAAACCCAGUCGCUAGAUGGCAGUGUUACCUCAGAACUUAAACUGACGCGGAGCCGGAGAAGCACAAGGUAAAGGUGCGUGCAUCGCUAAUGUUAGCAUUAGCAAACCCAGCUCACAAUACGAUAUAAUAUUCAGCUCCCGCGGUAUACAGAGCUGAAGUGUGGACUCAUUUUGGCUUCAACUAUAAAGAAGCCACUAAGGAAAUCAACUAGGGUUGUAACAAUAUACCGGUAUCACGGUAUGAACACGUACGAUUAUCAUAUCGUGUACAUUUGCUUAUUUACGGUAUUGUAAAAAAAAUAAAAUAAAUAGGCAGAAUUUCACUUGUGCAUAGACAACAACUUUCUACUUCACUACACUCUAAACUUGCUCCACACAUACAGCAGACAAUGUCAGAGACAUAAGUUGCUAUCUCCAAUCUAUGCCCCACUGAAAAAUAAGUUACAGUUUGCAUUAUGGGAAUACUUUAGAUAUAGAAAAACAAACGCGGGGCUGUCCUCGAGUGUAGAUAUCCAAAAACAAUGUGGGCGCAAAGUAGGCCUACCUGCAAAAGGAGGAAACGCAUCAAACAUGUUGACCUAUAUUCGAGAACACCAUCCGUGUAGAUGCAGGUAUGUUCCCGUUUAUAACUUAGGUCGUAUGAUGUGCGUGAUGGAGAGGGAAUCCCGGAAUCCAGUCAUGAAAAUUCCUGAAGCUUUCCUGCUUUCCUGUAGCUCAGUGGUUAGAGCAUGGCACUAACAAUGCCAAGAUCAUGGGUUCGAUCCCAGGGAUUGCACAUACUCAGAUACAAAUGUAUAGUAUAAUGCAAUGUAAGUCGCUUUGGAUAAAAGCGUCUGCCAAAUGCGUAAAUGUAAAAUGUAAAUGUAAAAUGGAAUGUAGGCUACAGUAUAACGCAGCGAUGUCAGGUAAAAACGCGCGAUUUGUUGGACUGACGAAUAAAAUGAAAGCAGAGCUGUACAAUAAAUAAAAUCGUGACAUGGUCUAGGCGGGGUCUGUGAAUAUUAAAGCGCAAACAGACUGCUGUAUAAAUAUGUCUGUUUGUUUUGCGUGUCAGUCUGUGUGAAUGAGCUGCGCCGUUUCCUGUACUACAUACUUAAGUAUGUGCGACGCUCUUAUUGUUUUUUCAGUGUUUGCCGUCUCGUUAUCAGAGGACAUGAACACAAACAUAUCCACGGUUGCUCUGAGAUAGCGCUUAAUGAGCAUUUCAUUAUUUUAUUUGAGAAAAACCAUUGUCAAAUACACUGAAACUCAAAGCUCUUCACUACAUCCCGUCAAAAUAAAAGACCGCUUUUUAACUCGAAGAAAUUGACUGAAAUUUAUUAUGAUUGUUAAAUAGAAUGUACUUCUCAAAAUAAUAAUAAAAAAGUUAAUUUCAUUUUCAUCGUUUUGAUAAUAUUUGUAUUAAAAAAUAAAAGCCAGAAGAAUUAGUCAAGGCAGAAUUUCUGAAUUUUAAUUAUUAAUAAAAGUUGUUCAUCUUCUAAUCCAUAAUCAUUUAUUAAAUGUGUUUGAUUGUUUUUGAUUAUUGAAAUCUGAAUAGAGAAAACAAACAUUUUAAUUAAUUUAUUGGUCAUUUUAAUUGAUGAUAUAAAUAAUAAUUGAUUGUUUAACACCGUAUACCGUGAUACCGUGAAACUGUGAUAUUUACUCAGACGAUUAUCAUACCGUGGAAAUCUCAUACCGUUACAACCCUAAAAUCAACAAGAGUAAUUUUUUUGCAAAAUAGGCCAAGUUAAAAUCCAAAUACUCGGGAAAUGCAUUGAAUCUGAGAGCUUGCUUAACAUCCUGACGGCAUCCGCGCUGCUGAGAGAGGCGUUCGAUAGAAUAUGUAGUAUGUACUGCACAUUUUUCUCUUAGUAACAAAAUAAGCACGUACAACAAAAUUGACAGCGGUGGCAGCAAAAAGAACGUAUCUGAUCAUACAAAUGGAAUGGACUAUGCAAUUUCUGUUGUUAAAUAGUUUAGAAAUUAAAAACUGCUGUACUGUGAACCUUUAAAACAUAUACACCUAAGGAAUCCUGCAGUCACUUUACUAUUUUCCCUUUAUUUAGAUUGCACAAAAUAGUGAUAUUAAUGCAAAUGAUACUGUAUUGAUUAAAUAAAAUAAAGUUGCUUGUCAGGUUUUAUGCAAAGGUUGUGUUCUUUAUGACCGUUUUUUCUAAAAUUAGAUCUUUCUAAAAAUAAAAAUAAAAAAACAAGGAAUAUCGCAAUAUAUCGUAUCGUAAACCCUGUAUCGCGAUAUGUAUUGUAUCGCCAGAUUCUUGGCAAUACACAGCCCUAAUGCUCAGUGGCUAAAGCUAACAUUACACACUGUUGGAGAGAUUUAUAAAGCAUGAAGUUGUGUUUAUGAAUUAUACAGAAUGCAAGUGUUUAAAAAAUGAAAAUAACGACAGUCUUGUCUCCGUGAAUACAGU
Megalobrama amblycephala (Wuchang bream) is the source of this 4852-nucleotide messenger RNA. RefSeq lists its product as uncharacterized. NCBI's taxonomy places the organism in Eukaryota, Metazoa, Chordata, Actinopteri, Cypriniformes, Xenocyprididae. The record is from RefSeq and is a predicted model, not a curated record. The coding region runs from base 282 to 1853 and encodes 523 amino acids. The transcript is spliced from 9 exons.